This is a messenger RNA of Chironomus riparius, 2399 nucleotides long. Lineage: Eukaryota; Metazoa; Arthropoda; Insecta; Diptera; Chironomidae. The record is from the annotation of a GenBank genome assembly.
AUUAGACUCUUAUUUGCAAUCAUUUCAGUAAUAAUUAUCAAGUCGUGAAGUCAUGAACAUUAAAUUAAUCAUCAUACUAAUUAUUUACACAAGUUAUGCGAAAGCAUUUAUUCCUUAUCCAUUUCUAACGAAUAAUUUAUUAAAAUCAUUUCUGGAUGUUGUAAAAACCGAAAAUGAUUUAAUAGAUCUUGAAAACUUAACAUUAGGAACAGAGUGCCAUCGAAAGUGUGUUCUAAAUGACCGACGAAUAUGUUAUUUUAAAUUUGCUCUCAAGGCAUACCAGAUAAUGGGCGGAGCAUGCCAAAACUGUACAGACGGUGACUUAUCGCAUUGCUUUCAUUCAAAAUGUAUCAUGGCUGAUGGAACAAAACGCAGCUUUUUAAGCAUAAAUUACGAGCUGCCUGCACCUGCUAUUCAUGUUUGUAAAGAUGAUGUGAUUAUGGUAGAUUUGACUAAUGAUGCAGAAGGAACAGCAACUAGCAUUCAUUGGCAUGGCAUGAGACAUAUUUUGGGCACUCAAUACUUCGAUGGAACUCCUUAUCUUACUCAGUGCCCGAUUCCAUAUGGUAAUAAAUUUAGGUACGCAUUUAUAGCUGAUGAUGAAGGAACUCAUUUUUAUCAUAGUCAUAGUGGACAUCAAAAAGCAAAUGGAAUUUUUGGUGCUCUUGUUGUGCGAGCACCUGAUAACACAAAUCCAAAUAGACAUUUGUAUGACUAUGAUCUACCCGAACAUAUAAUAAUCGUAUCAGACUGGAUGCAUCAUCUCGCCGAAGAUGAUUUUCCUGGAAUGAUUUCACGCUCGCUUCUCACAGAAAGCAUCCUAAUUAAUGGACAUGGAAGAUAUUUUAAUAGAUCGUCACAAACACAUCAAUUGGCACCGCUCACAAUUUAUCACGUAGAACCAAACAAAAAGUAUCGAUUUCGAUUCAUUAAUUCUGGCUUCAAUGUGUGUCCCUUCCUGCUGCAAGUUGAGCAUCAUGAAAUGUCAAUUAUUGCAACAGAAAUAAGCUAUGUUGAGCCAUUUACCAUGGAUGCCCUAUAUUCACUGACUGGUGAGAGGUUUGACUUUGUUAUAAAUGCAAAUAAAACCCCAGGAGACUAUUGGGUUAGAGCACAAACUAUGUUUCCAUGUAGAACAGUGAUAGAGGGAUUUGCUGUGCUGAGAUAUGGAAACACAUCAGGCAGCAGUGUAGAGUUUGUUGACAAAGAUCCUCCAGUACAAUCGACGGAAUUUGAAGCAAAGAAAAUUUUCAAUUCUCCCAAACCAAAAGUCAAGGAUAUUCCAUUCUUAGCAUUAAAAGCUCUUGAACAUGAUGACAGUAUAAUUAAAUUCGAGCCUGACCAUAAAUUUUAUUUAUUCCUCGAUUCACCAACAAUUAGUGAUGAUGUUCUGUACACGAAUGGAACCAAUUAUCGGAUGAGUUUUGAGACGACGAAAGCAAAUUUUAACAGCAUUGGCACAUUUAAUAAUAUCAGCUUGCUUUAUCCUUCAUUUCCUUUACUCACACAACCUGACAUGAUUGAUGAGACAAUGUUCUGUAAUGAGAACAGUACAGUAGGAAAAUUCUGCACAGAUAAUGGAUUUGGAAAUGUGACAGCAUGCAGAUGUAUACAUCGACUUAAAGUUGACCUUAAUUCAAUUGUUGAAUUCAUUGUUGUAAAUGUUGACGACCAAAUACCUCAUCCCAUCCAUUUACAUGGCCAUAAAUUUCAUAUUGUUGAUAUGGGAGUCUAUGAUAAAAAGCCAAUUCCUGGUUGGGUUAAAAACGGCGGCAUUCCAAAUGAAACACAUAGUAGACCACCAUAUAAAGACACAUGCAUACUUCCAUAUCCUGGAUAUGUUCGACUACGAUUUCGUGCUGAUAAUCCCGGAUUUUGGUUGUUCCACUGUCACUUUGAUUGGCAUUUAGAAACUGGAAUGUCAUUGAUUGUACAAGUCGGAGAAAUCAAUCAGAUGGUAAAGCCACCAAAGGACUUUCCUAAAUGCUCAAAUUAUCAAGUCAACAAAAUUAAUGGAUGAUUAAAUCUUUAUUGAUAUUUUAUUUGAUAAGUUCUGAUUAAUAAAAAUGUAUAAAAGGAAUCUUAAUUCUACUGCCUUUGUUUGUCUAUCCUCUGAAUUUUGGAAUAUUUGGUAACACCAAAUUGUUUGGAGAUUCAGUGACAUAGUUAACCAAUGCUUGAUUCAUUAAACUAUUAGUGAUGUCAAUCAAAAUUUCAGCACAACUAAAUGGAUAUGGAAGUGAUUUGCGAUUGCCAUUAACAUAAGAUUUGACUGCAGAUCCAUCGGCAUUAAGGGCUGCACCAACGUAUUUUCCUACUAAGUCAGGAAUGCAAUCAAGGAUUGAUGUGAAUGACUCCAGGAACAAAUCACCAAAAUUUGUGGAUGUGAAAAGAGCAGU